This is a messenger RNA of Balaenoptera musculus (blue whale), 2570 nucleotides long. It is a transcript of the gene R3HCC1, whose product is annotated as R3H domain and coiled-coil containing 1. The transcript is spliced from 11 exons. The record is from RefSeq and is a predicted model, not a curated record. NCBI's taxonomy places the organism in Eukaryota, Metazoa, Chordata, Mammalia, Artiodactyla, Balaenopteridae. Gene Ontology annotation, molecular function: nucleic acid binding. Bases 1 to 2385 code for a protein of 794 amino acids.
AUGACGGGGGAAGAGCAAGAGGACAUUUCUUCUGGUCCUCCGGAGUCCAGCGAGGAGCCAUGGUGGGAAGAGGUGACCCUUCUAGAAAAAAAGCCUCCAAAGUCGGAGUUCAUGUUCAGAGUCGCUCUUGUCCAGUCUCUACUCGGCUCGGCGCAGGAGCGGAGCGCAGCUCUGGGUCACCGGACCCCCGGGGAAAGAGGUGCGAGCGACUCCUGCGCUCCAGAGGAAGCGGGCGUGUGGGUACCCGGCCGCGGGGCUCUGGAGCGGGGCGCGUGUCUCGUUUUGCUGCGAACGCUGGGCGCCAGGCGCGGGGAACCAUCGGUCGGAAAAGUCUCCGGAGUCGGGUCUCCGGAGUCGGGUCCUCGGGGGAAGGCGGCCGAGCGAGACGGAAAGCCUUUCAUGUCCCCACGUCGGUCCCUGGCGCAGACUCUGGGCCCUUACUGGGCCCGUAGUGGCGUCUUCCUCGACGUUGGGAGGAGUCCGGGAACCACGGACCAAGACCUCCCUGUUCCCUUCACCGUGAGACAGUGUGCUCUCGGGGGCAAAACAAUCAAGAACACGCCUCUGCCGUUGCUGCCAUGCCUCCUCCGGGCCGCAUGGUGGCGCUGCGGCUCCGCCGAGGCCCGGGUGGUUCUCGGGCUCCUAGGCGCGCAGGCUUCUGGGAACCCUCAGGGCUGCGGCGGCGACGCGCGGGGCGGCUGCGGUGAGUGCGGCGGGCGGGCCCGGGGGUGGGUUGCCCCGCUCGCUGGCUCGCGGCAGGCCUCGCGCUCCCCCUGGACCUCUCGCUUCCGGGCCGGGCAGUGUCGAUUGAGCCGGCUGAGCAGGCCCGAGGCGGCGGCGCGCGAGCCCGGGGACAGCGAAAGCGAGCGCAGCGGGGGCCGGGAGACCCCUUGCUGCCCCGCUAUUGCUCUGCCUGGCGACCCUGGCCACGUCUCUUCCCCGCCUCGGAGCCCGGCUCCUCUCCGAUCGGAGGAGAGACCUUGGCCUUGGUCGAGGGUGGGCCCGGGGCGCGUUCUGAUCGCGGCCGUGUCCGUUGCCCCGCAGGUUCUCCCACCUGUCACCCUGGCCCUUCUCUGCUUGGACGGCGUCUUCCUCUCCUCAGCCGAGAAUGACUUCGUGCACCGCAUCCAGGAGGAGCUGGACCGCUUCCUGCUGCAGAAGCAGCUGUCAAAGGUCCUUCUCUUCCCCCCACUCUCCAGUCGCCUCCGGUACUUGAUCCACAGGACAGCAGAGAAUUUUGAUCUUUUGAGCAGCUUCUCUGUUGGGGAGGGCUGGAGGAGGAGGACAGUCAUCUGUCACCUGGACAUCAGGUUACCCGGUUCAGAUGGGCCCUCUGGCCCCUCCCGCCCUCCUGCUUCCCACCCUAGCAAGUACCGCGGUCCGAGGUCCACCUCAAGCCAGGGAGCGGCUUCUGGUCCCCGAGGAGCGCGGGCCGGCUGGUGGCAUCGUGGACGCAAGCCGGACCAGGCUUUGUAUGUGCCCCGGGCGCUGCGCAGGCGAGAAGAAUGGGCGCCCCUCCCGGCCCCAGGGCUUCAGGGAGGUGCUCCAGCUGGCGGGCUCCCAGAAGAGCCCGAUGAUAUCCGUGCUGGGGACCCCACCUCCGAUCAGGAACUUCCUGUGUUGGCGACGCAGGCAGCAGAGGUCCGAAAAGGCCGUAGCAAAAGUGAGAAAGAGUCACUGCCAGACCCAGUGGCCACUGAGUCCCCAGGGCCAGAGGAUCACUCAGGGACGGGAGACAGGUCGGAGUCAGCCACACGGCCGGGGCCCGGUCUGCAGCCAGACUUGGAAGACGGGAGUGGGAGUGAGCUGGAGAGGAGCCUGGUGGCAGAGAAGGAAGAGGACAAGGUGGAAGAGGAGGGGCCGGGCAGCUGCUCCGAGGAGGACGAUUGCAGUGAGCUGCUGCAGGAGAUAACGGACAACCUGACCGAGAAGGAGAUUCAGGUAGAGAAGAUCCACGUGGACACAUCCUCCUUCACAGAGGAGCUGCCUGGAGAGAAGGAUUUUGCGCACGUGGUGGAGAUCUACGACUUUGAGCCGGCGCUCAAGACCGAGGACCUGCUGGCAGCCUUUUCCGAGUUCCAAGAGAAGGGGUUCAAGAUCCAGUGGGUGGACGACACGCACGCGCUCGGGGUCUUUCCCUGCCUGGCUUCAGCUGCUGAGGCCCUGACCAGGGGUUUCUCCACGCUCAAGAUCCGGCCCCUGACGCAGGGAACCAAGCAGUCCAAGCUGAAGGCCCUGCAGAGGCCAAAGCUUCUGCGUCUGGCAAAGGAGAGGCCACAGACAAACACAGCCGUGGCCCGGAGGCUGGUGGCCCGGGCCCUGGGGCUCCAACACAGAAAGAAAGAGCGGCCUGCAGUGGAGCCUCCCCCGACCCUGGGGCCCUGAGAGGCCCAGGCGGCCUGGAUCGGCGCCCGCCCCCCGACCCCCUCCUCAGCUGGGGCCCCAACACCGCAAGCCUUUACACACACCAGAGCAGCCCUGAGCCAUCCUUGGAGCGUCACUGUGGGGCAUGGGGGCUUUACCUUGGUCUAGUUCCAGAAGUUGAGAAAAAAUAAAAAUGUAAGAAUUGU